AUGGACAUGGACGGGGCUCGGGGGCUGCCCGGCCUCCGCAGCGCAUGGCGAUCAGACCUCAGCCCAAGGGCCAACAGGAUCAUCAAUGAUCCGCUGCUGAAUGACAUUGAUAUUGACAAUGUCAGGAUCGAGGUUUUCGACGUCUCCGCGCAGUUGGUCGACAUUCCUCUUACGGAGACAGCAGACGAGCCCAAUUCGCUCCCGGUGAUCCAGAACGGAUUACAUCAUGUUCAUACCAGCAGGGUGCAUGGUUCGAAUGGGGAGGCUCAUCCAAGGAAGGAGCACGUUGUCGAGAUACCUGCAUUAGGAAACCACACGAUUAGAACCAAUGGUGUCAGAGAGGACAACGGGAGGCCGCACGGCAGCAAUGGGUAUGUCAGUGAGAACGGGCAGGCGCGUCACGAUCGUCAUCCCCCCCCCAUCAAAGCCUCCUCCAAGAAGCCCCCCCGGUGCCCCACUUCUCACAACGGUCUCAAUGGAGACUCGGGCCACCACCCGCAGAACGGGCGCAGGCGGCGGGACUCUACGGAGCUGGACAGAAGCAAGGGGAAGCGGGGCGGGGGGGCCGCCAAGUGGAAAAUGAAGCUGGUCAUGGCAAUUCUGCUGGUUUGCUUUGGGACGCUGGUCUACUUUCAAGUGUUUUACAUGCGGCCGCAGCAAUUGCAGGCGAUCAUGCAGGGAGCCAGCCAGAAGGAGGUGCUCAGGGCGGGCCUGCUGAAUUUCGGCCGCCGAGAAGGACCUGAGGAUGGUGUGUUGAGGUCUAGAGGUGAAGGCAACAUUACUGACGGUUUGGUAGGCAUGCGGCGGAGGCUUUUGGGGGGAGAGACGGAAGGAGGGGAGCAGUGCAGUUUGAUAGAAGGCAUGAGGUGGUUCGGCAGGUUGCUGAAUGACGUCCGAAUAAGAAGGGCGGGGAACGAGGGUGGGGGGAUACUCGUUGGAGGGUCGGAAGCGGGGGUGGUAAGGUUGGGACGGAGACUGUUGGCAGAGGGAAGAGAGACAGGGAAGAGGAGAUUGGUAACGGAGAGAGAGGGUCAGAGGCACGAGAGAAUGGAGGCUUUGGACUGGGGUUUUGGGGUGGGUUUGGAGUUCCUGCGGAGACGACCGGGAAGCAGAGAUACGGGGUGAGGCAAUUACUUACAAAAGGUCAGUGACUGGAUGCGGGCAUCGGGUUUACUGGAAUGGGGUGGGGUGGGGCGGACAGCAAUACAGGGAACGGCAGAGACACACACCGUAAGCGCAUCAGUUGCAAGAAGAGGCGGAUAUUCAGAGGACUCACAUACGGUGGCCUGCUUGUGAAGCGGCAGCGCUUUCGGAUAUAAGGCAUGUACAGAACAGCAGCAAUAUGCCGACAUGUAUAUUUCCAUAGUGUCGCGGUAGAGGACGCCAUGGUCUGUGGAUUGUACAGAAAGUGUACAUAAUAAGUUAAGCCUCCACCUGUAAGGCAGGCCGGGCCUCUAUCACUGAUAGUGGGUUUCUCCACGCCUUGAUCUGAGGAUUGUGUGGCCGUGCUGACAUAUGGAUGCCUUGACAAGAUGGCUGGAG
Messenger RNA from Klebsormidium nitens, 1542 nucleotides. NCBI's taxonomy places the organism in Eukaryota, Viridiplantae, Streptophyta, Klebsormidiophyceae, Klebsormidiales, Klebsormidiaceae. The record is from the annotation of a GenBank genome assembly.